AUGUCCCUACCCAAGAACUACAGACCAAUUGCCCUAUUAGAAACCCUGUCUAAGCUCUUGGAGAAAGUCAUUACCACCCGACUCACUUUUGAGGCUGGUAAACACACUCUCAUCCCUCAUAGCCAAUUUGGAGGGAGGGAUAUCACAUCUUGCACCGAUGCAGGGAUCUGCAUGAUCCAUGACAUCAAAACUCACUGGAAGUCAAAUCACAGGGUCUCAUCACCCCUUGACGUCUCUGGAUACUUUAACAAUGGACCACAGCAGACUUAUAUACACCUUAGACCGCAUGGGAUACUCCAACCAGAUUUGCAAUUGGCUCAAGUCAUAUCUCAGCCACAGAACCGCGCAGUUCAGGGUUGA
Molecule: messenger RNA, 360 nt
Organism: Rhizoctonia solani
Lineage: Eukaryota; Fungi; Basidiomycota; Agaricomycetes; Cantharellales; Ceratobasidiaceae
Product: Reverse transcriptase (RNA-dependent DNA polymerase)
Exons: 1
Coding region: 1-360 (119 amino acids)
Source: RefSeq, a predicted model, not a curated record